This is a messenger RNA of Folsomia candida, 3145 nucleotides long. RefSeq names its product SET and MYND domain-containing protein 4. Gene Ontology annotation, molecular function: protein binding. The transcript has 12 exons. NCBI's taxonomy places the organism in Eukaryota, Metazoa, Arthropoda, Collembola, Entomobryomorpha, Isotomidae. Bases 356 to 2671 code for a protein of 771 amino acids. The record is from RefSeq and is a predicted model, not a curated record.
AUAUGUACAGCUUGUAUUUGUACUACAUGAGCUUUCAUAUAUUUCAAAGCCCAUGCAAUACCUACGUUAUUCAGAAAAUUCAGUCGACCUGGCUAUAAAUAGACCCGAAAAAGACCCGAAAUCGUAGUUUGAGUUUCAAAGAGGGAGAUUCGGUUAUUUUUGCCACGCUGGAUCUGAAUUGAACAAUGUGUUCCCAUUAACCCAAAGUUUGAAGUCUAGCAUUUGUUGGGAAUAAAUAAGGGAAAUUUGAUUUGCAGAAAUUUCGAGAUUGGAUUCGUAAAAAGGUUCAAUCUAGUUUUUGAAAAAAGACAAGAAGAGAUUGUCUUUGAGUUUUGAUAAGGACAUAAAAAAUAUAAUGGAACAACGUGGGUCGGUAAAUCUUGCGUUGACUGUUGGCAUGAUUGGAAGAGGAAAGGAUUCCCAGCAGCGGCAGGACGGGGUAGAGUACGUUGUGAAAAAGUUAUGUCAACACAUCAGGGGAGUGGUGACUGGGGAUGAGUGGCGAAAGUAUGAAGCAUCAAAGUUGGAUCCAAGUCGCAUCGAACUUUUUUUGGAUAGGAAGGAAAUCAAAUCAUGUGUCCAGAAGUAUCUCAAACUCCACCCGUCUCACAAAGAUAAAACCAAGGCGAUGAUACUCAAGAACGCUGCGAACAAAGCUUUUGGCUCGGGAGAUAACUCGGGAGCACUUCAUCUUUAUACGCAAUGUCUAGCUUUGAUGCCGCAUGGAACGAAGGAUGUAGCUGUCGUGUAUGCGAACCGUUCUGCUGCCCUGUUCCAUCUACAAGAAUAUUGGUUAUCAAAGAGGGACGCAGAGUUAGCAUUUCAUCUAAAUUAUCCAACUGAAUUACACUAUAAACUAUUUGAGAGGCUCGGCCGUCUUGCACAUGGGGUCGAAGCUUCAAGACACUUUCAAGCAGCCAUCAAGGCUUUGGAGUCAUCCGGGUUGGACGAGUUGAAAAUGAAAAAGACUAAAAAAGUUUUAGAAGAGCUAAGAAAAAAUCCCGCAGCCAUUCCUCACGGCUUCCAUCAAAAUCAAGGAGGAGGAAGUGCAGGUGCCCAACAACCUAUUUCUUUGCCUACUCUGCCGGACAUUGCGGGGGGACGGAGUAAAUAUUUGAGAACAGCUUCCUCCCGACUCACUCUGCAAUAUCGAGAGAAACAAGGUCGCUUUGUUGUCGCCAAUGAGGCAUUUCGACCGGGGGAUGUGAUUUUGGUGGAACCAGCAUUCGUUUCUGUACUAAACCCAGAUCAGUACCACAAACAAUGCUUCGAAUGCAAUGCCCCAUUGCUAGCUCCCAUUGUUUGCGAGACAUGCAUUUUUGCAUCUUUCUGCUCAAGUGAAUGCCAAAAGAAGGCCCAGCAACAUCAUCAAUACGAAUGCUCCAUCCUGGGUAUUCUGAAAAACUCGGGAAUUUCUGUCAUCUGUUACAUGGCCGUCCGAAUACUCACAAAGAACAAUCCCAAAACUGUGUUGGAGUGGUACGGUCUGGCCGAGAAGACGGAACUGGAAGAAAUGUCCCAGAGUCUUGAGAAUAAAGUCCCCAUGGACCAAAGUAAUAAUUGCCUAGAUAAAACUAGAACUCUGGAGACUUUAGGAUUUAAUGAAGAAUACCGCACCGACCAUGUCGCACUUUUUCAUCUCGUGACCCACAGUCAACGUAGAGAGCCUGAAGAAUAUUUUCAUCAGAUUGUGAUGGCCCUCUAUCUCCUUGAAGUGCUCAAAACAACGUCCUACUUUGACCAGUUCAAAUCCUGUGCCUCGGGGAAAAGUGACACGAAGCAGGAGAACGGCAUCGGAGGAACAUCUCUUCCCUCAAGGGACCAACGAUGUGAGGAGAGUUUGAGGGAAAAUGGUAAAAAGAGUCCAGAUGAACUUACACCAACAUCAAUUUCCCAAAAUGAGCCUGCUUGUCUAGAAGAUAUUCCACGCGAAGUGGAAAUAAAAUUUGCAGUUUUGCUCCUCAGAUGCCUAAAGUCUCUCCAGUUCAAUACUCACGAAACUGCUGCGUGGGACGAAGAAAGCGACAAAGAUAACUCCGUGGGCCUUGGGGGGGCUCUGUAUCCAACUCUCGCACUAUUUAAUCACUCGUGCAACCCUGCCAUUGUCCGAUAUUUCGUGAAUGACACAGUUGUUGUACGUGCAAUACGAACAAUUGUUCCAGGAGAGGUCGUAACCGAAAACUAUGGGCCAAACUAUUCCAACGUUCCUUUAGAAGAGCGACAGAUGCGACUUAAUGAUGUUUACUGGUUUAAAUGUGAAUGCAUCGCCUGCUUGCAGAAUUGGCCGGCUUUUUCAGAAAUGACAAACGACAUGAUGAAAUUCCGCUGUGAGUUUUGUCGCACCUUCAUAUGCAAAUCCGACGAGAAUAUGGGGAUACUUUUCAACUGCGGAAAAUGCGGAAAAUCUGUCAAUGUUCUCAAGGCUAUGAAAGCUAUUCAUGAAACGGAUGCCAAGUAUUCUCAGGCAGUCCAAUUCAUCAAUAGUGGAAAUUUUGAAACUGGGCUGGGAAUGAUACAAGAAAACUUAUUCACUUUGGAAAAAUUUCUAAUGCCACCUUUCCGAGAAUUUCACAUGUGUCAAGAACAUAUGAGACGAUGUUAUCUCACUUUAGGAAACCGAGUUUCCAAAUUACCCGCAUGGGAUCCAGAAACUGUGAAAAUGGACGAUUAGAAUAUGAUGAGUUUGAAUCUCGUAUGAAUUUGUAUUUGUAUGCAAUUUGUACUGAUUAAUGAAUGGGUUAAACACGAUUAUUCAGCUGAGUUGAGAUUAGGUAAGUAUGCGUGCAACUGAAUAUAACUAGUUACACUAAUAAUGUAUUGGAAAGAAAUAACUAAUUGUGUAAUUUAUGCAUGAAGUAUGAAAAACACAAAAAAUGAAUGAUAUUGACUUUGGAACAUGUCAAAAUUCAGCGACAAUCAUUUUAUUUCCAUAAAUUCACUUGUCUCUAUAAAAUAAUUUUGAAUAAACUCUGAAUUUUAAAACUUAGCAUAAAAUAUUAAUAUUUAUAAUUAAACAGAUUUGUCUGUCAUCACAAUUUGCGCAAUCACAAAAAGUCGAAAGUGUUGCAUGAUGCCCAGCACUUGCAAAAAUUUGCAGUGCAAGCUGUAACGCUGAAUGAGUAUGUAUCACUUAACUUAAAUGAAU